Messenger RNA from Acanthoscelides obtectus, 252 nucleotides. Lineage: Eukaryota; Metazoa; Arthropoda; Insecta; Coleoptera; Chrysomelidae. The record is from the annotation of a GenBank genome assembly.
AUGAAAGAGGAAUGGAUUGCCAGGAGUAUUGUAGGUAUUGCCGACUUCUUUGAAGAGAGACCGCCACAGUGGCGCGCCGAUUUCCAGUUUGGAAAGGGACGUAGAGAUAGGGGACGACUUUUUUCUAAUGACAGCACGAAUGACGAGGAUGUCCUUAAUAAUGAAGGGAAUUUUAGAGAACUAAUAUGGUUUAGAGUCGAGAGCGGCGACAAUUUAUUUGAAAAAAAUGAAAUUAUAGAAUCAUUUCAUUAA